GCUGGUAGAAUUUGCUACAGAAAUCACUUUGCUUCCAUGGGCUUUUUGCAUCAUUUGCCUUUCUAAGGACUCAGUGUAGAAGAUCUUGCUUUCUCCAAGUCAAUCAUCCAAAACUCCUAAGGAAAUGAACUUCUCUGGUACUGCUUUAGUAAAGAGAGUGAAUGCAACUGCAUACUGCCACUGGGAGACAGAGUUCAACACCUCCUCAAAUUCGGAUGAUGCUUCUUUGUACUAUUUGCUGGAUGAAUGGUCUCUCUCCCUAUCAGGCACAAACAUGAAGAUGUUUCUAAUCCCUCCAGUUGUCUGCCUUAUGGCAGGUGUCCUCAUCAUUCCUACCAUCUUGUCUGUAAUCUUCUCUAGGUUUAGUAUCCGCCGGGAAACAAGGUACAUGCUGCUGGGUAACGCUUUGCUUUUCGAUCUGAUCUACCUGUUGUUCUACACCGUGUCAUCUGCUCUCAAUGCAGCACAUGUACCUCUCCCCAAGGAAGCUUGUGUUCUCUUACUGUUUUUGCUGGCAGUGGCUUACUGUGGAGGACUGUUCACAGCUGCUGCAAUAGUCUUGGACACAUACAUAGCUGUCCUGUUUCCCUUGCGCUACGUUGCUAUUUUGCCUCCUUCCCGAACUAAAAAAGUUAUUGUAUUACUAUGGGUGUGUGCUGGGGCUUUCCCUGGGAUUUUCUUCUUGGUGCUAUUGAGUACUCGCAGCUUUGUGCCCUGUGCCCUGGAAAUGUGCUCGGUUCCAGUCAUAUUAAUAUUAACUCCACAUGGGACUGACGCUGUAAAACUCUGUUUCUGGCUUUCUACCAUGGUUAUCUUUCUCUGCCUGGCUCUGAUAUUUUGCUGCUAUGUUACUCUGUAUUUUAAAACGAAACAAUCAGGUAUAUGGGAGAGCAUCUGCUCCAGAGCCAGUGUAACGUUCUUAAUGCACAACACUGUCUUAUUUUUUUACUUCUUCCCACUCAUGGCCCUAUUUGUAGAGUCAUUCUUGUGUGUUAAUGUUGUCGUCAAACUGAGGGUAGGAGUCUGGGUCUCCCUGACAGUCUGCAAUGUCCUGAUGAUUCUGCCUAAAGUUUUGUUCCCUUUUCUGUAUGGACUUCGGUACAGAGAGAUCUCAGCAUCUCUCAAAUCCAUUGUCAGAAGAGAGCAUCUUCGCCUGGUGUUACCUGCUCCAUCACCAUUCUGAGCCAACACAGAGCACAGCCACAGGAGAAGGAGCUGUGCUCACCUUGUUAGCGUGCAAGCCUGAUGGAACUCAGCUUCUGAAGAAGUAAUCUAAAGAAGAGGUUAUUGGUUCACGUCAGAGAAGACGUGAGUUGAUCACUCUGCCUCCUUGGUGCCAGAAGACCCCCAGAUCUCUCAUUCCAUCACAGCUGAGAAUACAGUGAAUGUUACCGUAGACAAAGUUCUAAGCUUUGUUCUGAUGUGGGAAGGCAGUAUCUUUUGGAGGAGAUACUGAAUCAAGACCAUUUUC
Messenger RNA from Pezoporus occidentalis (night parrot), 1471 nucleotides. It is a transcript of the gene GPR148, whose product is annotated as G protein-coupled receptor 148. The transcript has a single exon. Gene Ontology annotation, molecular function: odorant binding; olfactory receptor activity. Lineage: Eukaryota; Metazoa; Chordata; Aves; Psittaciformes; Psittacidae. The record is from RefSeq and is a predicted model, not a curated record. Bases 125 to 1183 code for a protein of 352 amino acids. Gene Ontology annotation, cellular component: membrane. Gene Ontology annotation, biological process: detection of chemical stimulus involved in sensory perception of smell.